Fusarium keratoplasticum is the source of this 1470-nucleotide messenger RNA. Its product is annotated as MFS domain-containing protein. Gene Ontology annotation, molecular function: carbohydrate:proton symporter activity. The transcript is spliced from 8 exons. The record is from RefSeq and is a predicted model, not a curated record. Gene Ontology annotation, cellular component: membrane. Gene Ontology annotation, biological process: carbohydrate transport; transmembrane transport. Bases 1 to 1470 code for a protein of 489 amino acids. Lineage: Eukaryota; Fungi; Ascomycota; Sordariomycetes; Hypocreales; Nectriaceae.
AUGUUUACCAAACUGCGUGGAAGGUAUCUUCAAGCUGCAAUCACGUUCAGUGCUGGAAGCGCCUACUUGCUUUUUGGUUACGACCAGGGCGUGUUGGGUGGUCUUGUUACCCAGCCCAGCUUCCUCGAUGCCAUCGGUAAUCCGAGUCCCAGCUUCCUGGGCUUGAUUGUCGCGUUGUACAACAUUGGCUGCUUGGUGGGAUGUAUUGUAGCCUCCUUGAUUGGAAACAAAUGGGGUCGACGCAAGAUCAUCAUUUGGGGCUGCAUCAUCAUGAUCAUUGGAGGCGUUAUCCAAUCCGCUGCUUUUGGCGCGGCGCAACUCAUUGUGGGCAGACUCAUCUCUGGAGUUGGGAACGGCAUGAAUACGAGCAUUGUGCCAGUCUAUGUCUCGGAGUGUUCACAUGCAAAGCACAGGGGACGUGCUGUUGCAGUACAACUCUCAAUCGUUAUUUUUGGCACAGUCGUGGCCUACUGGCUUGAUUAUGGGACCAUCAAGCAUCUCACAGGAGAGGUCGUCUGGAGAUUCCCGAUUGCCUUUCAGAACGUCUUUGCCCUGGUGACGGUCGCUACACUCCCCUUUCUUCCAGAGACCCCAAGAUGGCUUUACUCCCACGAAUAUCGGACCGAAGCGAUUGAAGUCCUCUCUCGAUUGUAUGACUGUCAGGAAGAUGACCCAAUCAUCCAGUCAGUCCGGCAAGAGAUCGAGACGGCCCUAAACCUCGAACAUCAAACCGAAAAGUUCUCUCUCAAGAACCUCAUCCACGACAAAACCCCGGUCAAGAAUACCCGUCGACUUGUUCUCUGCUUCAUGAUUCAGCUGUGGCAGCAGUUCACAGGAAUCAACGUCAUCGCCUUCUACGUUACAAUCGUUCUCGAGACCAACGUUGGCUUGUCCAAGGAUACGAGCAGUCUUGUCGCUGGCUGUAUCCAGAUUGCUUUCUGGCUGAGCACGUUCCCUCCCAUGUAUCUACUCGAUAGAGUUGGCCGUCGACCAAUGCUCAUGUUGGGAUCUGUGUCACUCUUGACUGCUAUGGCCGUCUUCACUGCGGGCAUCGCGGUCAACACAUCAUCGACGUCAGCCAUGGCUCUAGCGUUUCUCUUCAUCUACGAGAUAUCGUUCGGCAUGUCCUGGAACAGCAUUCCUUGGCUCUACGCUCCAGAAAUUACUCCUCUUGAGCUGCGACAUGUGGGCUCAUCCGUCGCCGCAUUUUCUGAAUGGCUCUGGACAUUUGUCAUUGCUCUUAUCACGCCAUAUGCCAUCGACACCGCAGGUUGGAAGUUUUACAUCUUGUUCUGCGUCAUGAUUCUUCUCAACAUUCCUUUCACUUAUUUCUUCCUCCCAGAGACGAGUGGGAAAACACUUGAAGAGCUUGAUUACGUUUUCUCUGGAGAUGCAUUCAACGCUCAUGAGAUCAAGGGCGACAGCGAAGAGGGCAGAGGAUCGUGCGUCCAAGUCGAGAAGUCACUUUAG